Molecule: messenger RNA, 1161 nt
Organism: Strongylus vulgaris
Lineage: Eukaryota; Metazoa; Nematoda; Chromadorea; Rhabditida; Strongylidae
Source: the annotation of a GenBank genome assembly
AUGGAACGAAGUCUAGAUGGUUCAUGUUUGGAUGCAGAUGCAACAGGCGAUCGUUUCAGUGCGCAGUUCAAUAGCACUGCUUUUGUAACUGUAGAAGAAUUAGACCGAUGUAGUCCGAAAGCAUGUAAAAAACCCGUUGAUGUGCAAGGAAAUCAGAUAACCUUACCGGUUUAUAUGCGGAUCAACUUAAAGCUGUCUCCAAUUCUUCAUGAUAAUGAGAGAAGAACGGUGUACGGUAGACGUAUGGUACAAUACAAAUGUCGAGGCGAAAGUCCUUUAGUCAAGAGUGUACGUAUGGAUCCGCCGCAUCCACUCAGCGAUAUUUCGGAGAUCCGUGCAGAAAAAACUGAUGAGUCUUCAUCAUCUCAUUUGACCGACCAAGCUGAAGACAGCAGCGUUUCAAAUAAGGAAAAUGAACGUCCGGGAACAUCUACUCCCGAAAGAAAUACUAGCAUGCCAUCUCAUUCGCGAUCUACCAACUCAUUUGAAAGUCAUAUUCUGGAGACUCUUCACACGAAUACCUUCAGUCCAAGCGUAUUUGCCGUACCUGAAGCUCCUACGUCUCCUGAAGAGUUUAAAUGGUCCAUUGAAGAAUUAUCGAUAUUAAAGCCAGUUCAUAUAACGCAAGAAGAGAUUGCUCAAAGUUCUUACUCACCAGAUCCUGAGACUGAAGCUAAGAUACAGUCAAUACUUGAUGAAUACUGGCGUAACAAUACAUGCCACAUUCCAUCGCCUGAUGUUCCCGUGAGGAAUCCGCUACUUGGAGGUCACGAAACUCCCUUGUGCGACGCUGUUCGCGUUCAGGCUGCGUUGCGCCUGAAAUAUUCAACAUCAUCUCCAAAAGCUCGUCCGAGUGUAACUUCUGUUUCCCGUCGUAGCAGUUUUGUUCAGCCUCAACGCAGCAGAUAUUCGCAAACAGAAGUCACCAUCGAUCCUUCUGCUGACAUUGAUUUCGCCAAGCUUCUAGGUCCGUCGUACAUUUACAAUUUUGCUGAUGAUUGUGACGAUGAGUCGGUUUUUGACGCGACCGCAUCAAGUGUGGGAUCUCUGCGAAGGCGACUGUUCAUCGGGGAGGAUGAUCACGACUCGUCCCAAAAUUGUGACGUGGAUGAAGAUCUGGUACAUGCUCCUUUUCAUUGGUCUCUGGCUUUAUGCUUAUAG